Messenger RNA from Oncorhynchus tshawytscha (Chinook salmon), 731 nucleotides. RefSeq names its product piggyBac transposable element-derived protein 4-like. The transcript has 2 exons. The record is from RefSeq and is a predicted model, not a curated record. Lineage: Eukaryota; Metazoa; Chordata; Actinopteri; Salmoniformes; Salmonidae. Bases 1 to 486 code for a protein of 161 amino acids.
AUGAGGGGUGUCAGGGUCCGUGGCGAUGACCAUGCUGGCUCCUCAUCUCGGCAAGGGACACACUUUGUACGUGGACAAUUGGUACAGCAGUCCCAUGCACUCGGAAAAGCACCAAGUGGUAUACGAAGAUAUUUUUUCCAUCUGAUCGACAUUGCUGUCCUCAACGGCAGCAUAGUUCACCGCCAACUAACAGGUAAAGUAAUUACCUACCAAAAAUACAGAGAGAACCUCAUGAGAGAGCUGCUGGAGGAGCACCACACCCCUCGGCGCCCAUCCACUGGGGGUCUUCCUGCUGUAGACAAUCCCCUACGCCUCACUGCACGGCAUUUUCCCUGCAAAGUCCCUCAAACUGCUUCUCAAGGUAGUCGCACACGGAGGCAUUGCAAAGUCUGCCUGUCUGGCGCCAGGAGAAGUAAGCAGAGGAAGAUGACAAAAUACAUGUGUUUAGCUUGUGAUACACCUCUUAUGUAUUUCACCAUGCUUUGAGGAAUAUCACAUGCUCAAGCAUUAUUGAGCACAUCUGCUGCAAUAAGUGACUGACUGACCUGACAGGUGACUUGACAAGUGACCAGCCAUGAUACUAUGCCUUUAGAGAUGGGGGUGGAAAUGCAGUUGUUGUUCAGUCACUGCAUGAAUAUUAAAUAUGGGUUAUGCAUAUUCAGUUUUUUGUCCUCUAGUAAAACAAGUUGUUGAACCAACUACCAAUACUGCAAUAAAAUAGAUGACUAUUA